AUGGGAGCGGCACUUGGGCCAACCCUGGGGACCCCCCAGGUGGCCAUGUUUUGUGGGAAACUGGUCCUACAUCUCAACGUCCAGACAGGGCACUGGGAACCUGAUGCCAUUGGCACCCGCACCUGCUUCCAUACCCCUGAGGAGAUCCGGAGCUACUGCCAGGAGGUGUAUCCUGAGUUGCAGAUCACUAACGCUGUGGAGGGGACGCAGCCAGUCACCAUAGACAAGUGGUGCAAGAAGGGCCGAUCGUCAUGCAAAGGCCAGAUGCACAUUGUGGUACCCUACCAGUGCCUUGUGGGCGAGUUUGUGAGUGAAGCACUUCUUGUACCAGACAAGUGCAAAUUCCUACACCAAGAGAAAAUGGACUCAUGUGAGACUUACUUGUACUGGCAUAGUGUGGCUAAAGAGGCCUGCAGUGGUGAGCAUCUUGAACUACACAGUUAUGGCAUGCUACUGCCUUGCGGGGCUGACCGUUUCCGGGGCGUGGAGUAUGUAUGCUGCCCCUCACGCCCUCCAGCCAUCAGGAUGGAACAAGCUACAGAGGCACCCCAGGUGGUUGCCCAUUUAAGGGAGGAAACCCUGCACAGCAACAAAGUACCAACAGGACGUAUUCCAACAGAGGAAGAAAGCUUGGAAUUGGAGGAAGACAGGAAUAUUGAUGAAGAAGAAGAAGAGGAGGUGGAGGAGGAGGAAGAAGAGGAGGAGGAGGAGGAAGAAGAAGAAGAAGAAGAAGAAGAGGAAGAGAUUCCUGGAGAGAGUGCUCCUGAUCCUAACCACUUCCGUGCUGCCUGGGAUGACUAUUAUGUGGAACCAGGAUACCAUGAUGACAGCAUCACUCAGACCACCAUCACUACUACGACUCAGACCACAGAAGAAGAUGUCAAAGUGACCCCAACCCCCCGCCCAACCGAUGGGGUGGAUGUUUAUUUUGAAAUGCCUGGAGAUGGGAAUGAGCACGCCAACUUCCUGCGAGCCAAGAUGGACCUGGAGGAGCGUCGCAUGAAACAGAUCAAUGAGGUGAUGAAGGAAUGGGCUGAAGCCGACAACGAAGCCAAGAACUUGCCUAAAACAGACCGACAAGCACUGAAUGAGCACUUCCAAUCUGUCCUCCAGACACUGGAAGAGCAGGUGGCUGGAGAGCGCCAGCGGCUGGUGGAGACCCAUCUGGCCCGCGUAGUAGCACUGCUUAAUGAUAACCGUCGUGCGGCACUGGAGAACUACUUGACUGCUGUACAGAAUGACCAUGCCCAGCCGGACCGCAUCCUGGCAGCUCUGAAGAGAUAUGUGCGGGCGGAACAGAAAGACCAGCGCCACACUCUCCGCCAUUACCAGCAUGUGGCCGCUGCUGAUCCUGAAAAGGCUGAACAAAUGAAGUUCCAGGUGUAUACCCAUCUCCAUGUCAUUGAGGAACGGAUGAACCAGAGCCUUGCAUUGCUCUACAAGAAUCCCCAGCUAACUCAAGAGCUCCGAGGAGACAUAGAGGAGCUGCUGCGAUCUGAACGGGUGUCCACCAAUGACCUGCUUACUACCUCCAUCUCUGAGACCCGCACCACAGAGGAGUUCCUACCCAUGGACAGCGGUGAGGACCUAGCUUCUGAGAGUCGUUCUUACCCACAUGAUGGAGAAGAUUCUGAAUCAGCCGACAAGAAAGCUUCAGGGUUGGCAGAAUAUGACUAUCCGACUAGUGACAAAGCCUUGCUGUAUGAGUAUGAACAUAAGGUCAAUGUGUCUGCCUCAGAUGUCAAAGGCAUGGUGUACAAGUCCCAAGAAAUCCAACGUGAUGAGCUGGAGCCUGAUACCUUGGUAACCAUCAACCGAGGGGCCCUGAUUGGCCUCCUGAUAGUAGCAGUGGCUGUUGCCAUGGUGAUUAUCAUCAGCCUCCUGAUGGUUCGCCGAAAGCCAUAUGGGACCAUCAGCCAUGGCAUUGUUGAGGUGGAUCCCAUGGUUAGCCCGGAGGAGCGGCAGUUGAGCAAAAUGCAAAACCAUGGCUAUGAAAACCCCACUUACAAAUUCUUUGAAGAGAUGAACUGAGUUCCUUGGGGGCUGGGGGUUGUGGCAUGACUGGGGUGGUGGGCAUGACCAUGUGGAUGGAGGGGAUGGCAUCUACAAUGGGAGAGGGGUAGGUUCCACCCAGAGCCCUUUUCUCUUUCUGUGCCCCAUCUGAGCCUUGCUCCUACCACCUCGUCCACCUUGUUUUUGUUCUUCCAUUUGCCAUAUUCCUCCUGCCUCACACUUUCUGGGCUUUAUAGCUACUGCUACUAGCCUACUACUUGCCAUUUCUCCCACAUCUUCAAUUUCACUUCUCAAGGUUUAAAUGGCUAUAUAAACACGCACACGAUGGUUGUGUUCAUACAACAUGCUUAACCAGCUUUGUUACAAACCUAGGGGCUACAUUUCCAGAAGCACUAAGCUUGGUUCAUUUUAAUCUUGCUUUGUCUUUUUUUUUUAAUGGCUUAGCAUGUUGGGCAAACGCAUCCUUUUUGAUUAGUUUCUGAUUUGAUGUACUGUGGAAGCCCACCACAUUGGAUAAUUCAGUCAUCAGGUUCAGCAUGUUGUGUGAAGCCAGGCAAAAACACCAAGCUGCCAGCAUCAGGGUUCUUCUCUUGUAUUUUAGCCAACUUAUCUGAAUGGGUAACUGCAUGCUGUGGAGAGAAUCAUCAUGCAACCUGGGGGCACCAAAAGCCACACCAUACACCCUUAAAACUUGUAUGUUCAAAUCAGUAACCAGUGCUCAUUUAUUGUGGGACUUUCACAUGUGCAUCAUCUGAACUCACACAGGGCCAAAUCUCAUGUUAAAAUGGCAGCCCACAACACAGUAUCCCAAUAUCCAUACAUCGCUUCAGAACCCCUAGAUACACACUUCACAUGGUUUUCCAUGAAGCAGUAGGCACUACAUAUUCCAUGGCACUCAUUUGUGACUCCACUUUGCAGGGAUUUUCUUAAAAAAUGGAACACCUCCAGCAUACAUGUCAGACAAGGGGUACCAUUGCACGCUAGAAUUGCCCAUUGCUAACCUGGCUUGCCUCUGGCAUAGAGACCAAAUUCCAUCUCCACUUGCUUGCCUUUUUCUGUCUCUGCUUAUCUUAUGCUUCCUUACUACACUGAACUCCUCACUCGUUGCACUUAAUUUAUUGGAAAGCCAGCUAAAGAGGGUAGCCUGGGGUAAGUUAGCAUCCAUCAGCACUUUACUUGACUAGUUUGGAGAGGGGAGAUAUGAGGAUUGAAGCUCUUUUCUUCCAUGCAGACACAUUCUGUUCCUUCCUCUUUCCCCCUCAAAGUAUGUAAAGGAUAAAAGCAGAUUUGCUGAACACUCUGGCUAUGUUCACACAGUUCAGUUAACCAGUCCAAUUACAAACCUAGCAGCCGCUGAAUUCACACAAUAUGCUAAGCUGAGUUUAACUUGUUUGAUUUGGGUAGCUUAACAAGUUAUGUGACUCAUUCUUUUAUGGUUCAGUGAUUUGUGCAAACCCAGAAAACAGGUUAAUUCAGGAAUGAAAUUAAGCUUGUUGUGUGAGCACAGCCCAUAAGGCUGGUCUUUCCCCAGCCCAGAAGUUCAGGAGCUGGGAAGUAAGUUCCGUUAUAGGGCUAAGCUCAUAAGCAUAUAUACCUGUUUGUUGUUAUUUGUUCCUUACAGUGGGAAGGUUUUCUUCCAGUAGCAAUUUGCCACAUGUCUUGAUCACUUUACAAAGUAUCUUCUGAGAGCGGCCAUCCCAGGAUCCCAAAUGGGGGAAGAUAGGGAGCCAGUUGGACCAUCUCUGGUGCCAUCUCUGCCAAAUGCUCUGUAACCUUUAGCAGCUACUAGACAGAAUGGUGUGGAGUAAUAGUCCUAUUAUUGCCUUUGGGUUGAACCAUUUUGCUAUUUUUUUCUUGGGAGGUGGACUAAGGAAGAUACCUAUAGUAACAGGGUUCUUGAGAUCACUCAGAAGAGGUAACCUUAGAGAUGCUUUUGUUUUGGUCCCCCUUAAGCCAUAAUCCAGCCUUCUCCAAUCUGGGUGCCGCAGAAUUCCCCAGCUAACACAGACACUGCUGAAAAUUCUGGGAGUUGAAAUCCACACAUCUGGAGGAUGGCCAGGUUGGAGAACCAUGAGAAUUGGAAAGGGACCAUUCAGGCCUGCUGUGUGCAGAAAUUCAAACAAGCAUCCCUAGCAGAUGAUCAUAAAACCUCUGCCCAGCUACAUCCAGUGAAAGGGAGCCCACCACUUCUUUGGUGAAGCUGGGAUAAUUCUUUGGAGAAAUCCCUGGGCUAAGAACCACACUGGAGAGACAAAAGAAAUCAGUUCUUUUCUCACUUUCAUGUAGUGAAGAAAGUUACUUUCAGAGUCAAUAAUCUUCAGGGGUGGGAGGCCCUCACCCUCACAACCACCAUACUCAAUGUCUGAGAAAAAAGAAUGUAAGGCUUUCUCCCCUGAAUGCCUUCUGCUGUGUUUCAUAGUUACCUUCUUGUGCCCUGCCCUGUUUACCUACUAGAUCUUGUUUGUUUUUAAGCUGAGGUUUUUGAAAUCAAGAGGCAAUGUCAGAAAGACAAACCAGGAGAUGGAAUUCAAUUGCCAGCCCUCCCACCAAACUAAUAAAAUAUUGUCACUUCUCUAA
Python bivittatus (Burmese python) is the source of this 4590-nucleotide messenger RNA. Lineage: Eukaryota; Metazoa; Chordata; Lepidosauria; Squamata; Pythonidae. The record is from RefSeq and is a predicted model, not a curated record.